Eimeria mitis is the source of this 1986-nucleotide messenger RNA. RefSeq lists its product as uncharacterized. The record is from RefSeq and is a predicted model, not a curated record. NCBI's taxonomy places the organism in Eukaryota, Apicomplexa, Conoidasida, Eucoccidiorida, Eimeriidae.
AUGAGCACGGAGUCUGCAGCAAGCGACUCUCUCUUAUACGAUCCGUUAUUGUCGAAUCAUCCGAUUUCCGCUCUUACAGAAGCCCACUUGAGCGACACUGAGUCCGUUCUUGCGGGGCCCGCCUCCCUGAGUACAAACCUUUCAACAGCGGCCCACAGCAUAGACGAGGGGCUGUCAACUGAAGCUGACCAAAAAAACGCAGUUUCGAUAUCGCGUCGCUCACAGAAUGUCCAAGAGCAACUGCGCGGUUCUUCAACGGCCGUCAGCGUCACCGCAUUGGUCAUCUGGUUUUCUUUAGGGUUGUUCGUAUUCCAAUCCCUCAGGGCAUCUGAUGGUUCUCAAAAACAAGAAUUACACCCUCAGAAGAAGCAGCGGGUACAUUUGCAGCCAAAGCAAGGGCGUGAGAACAGGCAGAGAGGCUCUAGAGGAAAGUUACUGCAUCAACUGGAUGAGCUGCUGCAACUGCAAGCAGUGGCUGUCCAGCUAGCCGAGACUACACAGAAUCAUGAAUCUCACCUCGCUUUGCAUGAUUUUAGGGAGAGUUUAGAGAGGGCUAAACGUGUGAAAAAACUGUUGGAAGAUUCUUCGAGCCCGUGGAAGUCGCCUGAUAAUGUGAUGGAGAAGGCUCUGCACAGGGGCUUCUCAGCAUUGUCUCAUUUGUAUGAAGCAUCCAGGCAACAUGGCCUCACUCUGGCGCGUGAGGCACUGGAUAUUCAGCCGGCGCGUGAGUUUUCUGUCCAGGAACUAAAGAUCAUGGAAUCCUAUUUGGGUUCGCCUGUUGUAGAGGCUAUAGAGAACCACAUGAAUAGUCUUAAACUCUCCUGCAGGGCGUUUGCCUGGAAGCUGGAGGAGACGGCGACGGUUCUGGAGAACCUGCCAAGGUUGGAAAAAGUGGAGGAUGGAGUGCUCCUGGAUGCCAUUGCAGCACACUUGAAUUUCGUCAAGGCAGUACAUGAGGCAGCAACAGUGGGUCGGCAAUCUGCUCAAGAAGUAGCAUCCAGUGCAGUGGCAGUGACCCUUUCUCAGCUCGUGCGAAACCAGAUGAACCGGUACAGAGAAUGUCGAGAUCUUAUGGAGGAGAGGCGAGCCAUGUGCAGAGAAGAGAGAGAGCGGCACGAAUCUCCUACCAAAGAGGGCACCGUGAACAAGAAGGAACUAGAAACGGUCGAGCUUCUGUUGAAGAGAGGAGAGCAGCUGCUAAGUCACUACCAUGGCGAUAUCGAAGAGCUGCAAAAGGAAAGGGAUAUCGAGCUGGCAGAAGCAGCUAGAGUGCAGACGGAAGAUCUGGGAAAGGAGCUAAAAGUGCUGCUGGAUGUGGCCUUCGCUCGUAUGAAUGUUUUUCCCGAAGCCGCGACACAGAAUAAGAAAGUGGAAGAUGCUUACAAGGCCACGCUCGACUGGUUUUCUCCGAUGGUGGGGGAGGAGCAGGGGCAGGAUAGACCGCCGAGCAAAAAGCUUCUUAACCAAGGGAUGCUGAACUUGCUGACGGGAUCGCUGUGGCAGACCGAAAACAACGCAAAGUCGGCUUGUCAGCAAGCUGGCAUUGCAGCUACCGCGAUUUCACUAGGCAGCGAAGCGGGAGCGCCCGGACGGGAUUUGAUGGCCGCAGCGAGAAGAGCAGCCGCGACUGCAGAGAGUCUCGUUGGGAGCGCCGAGGUCUUGUGGCUGCACGCACAGCUACUAGAGUCGCUGGAGUGCGACUUGCGGAUGAGCGUUAACCUGGCACAGGUGGGAGCAGCACGAGCAGGACUGACAGAGACACCGACACAUGAGCAACGACAAUGGGUGGUGGAACUCUCAGAGCCUCACAGGCUUCACGUUGAAGCUCUCGAGAGAGAUGUGGAAACAGCGAAAAACUUGGCGCGGACCCACUGGAGUGCAAGAGAUGUGGCUUUGUCAGCAUCCACUAUGAAGAAUGCAGCCGUAGGGAUUGCUUCGUUUGUGCAGCAGCAACAGCUGAAGCAAGCCGUAGCGCUUAUACCGUAG